UCAUGUGUAUGUCAAUGGACAAUCCGAAGCAAUGCGCGUGUGUAACGAUGGCUCCGUUAUUUAGCUCAACUUUAAAUUCUAAAUAGCUUCAAGAAUUUCGCGCUAAUGUAUGUUGCUGAAUGAAUGUGAUAUUUCAGUAAGACAAAAUCGCUGUUGUCAGGAAACACUUCCUUAAAAAUCAGAAGCUGUAUUAUUCAAGAUGCAAAGCAGAGAGUUGUUCGUUUCAGCACCUGGGAAAGUAAUUCUCCACGGUGAGCAUUCUGUCGUGCAUGGAAAGGUUGCCUUGGCUGUGAGUGUGAAUCUGCGCACAUACCUGCGGCUGCAGUCCACGUCAUCUGGUGAAGUGUGCAUCAACCUCCCCAAUAUUGACACUUUUCUGUCCUGGGAAAUAACUGCAUUGCAGCCUCUACUUGCUGGCUCUAAAGCUGAGCAGAGGGACCCCAAGGAACUUGAUGCAAAUCUUUUGAAGAAACUCAGAGAAUUCACUGGCAUUUCAGAUGAUUCCACAGACACAAGGAGCAUGGCAGUGUUGGCUUUCCUCUAUAUGUACCUCACUGUUUUUGCAGAGUCUUUGGCCAGUAUCACAGUGACCGUGUGGUCAGAGUUGCCCACAGGAGCUGGCUUAGGCUCGAGUGCUGCCUAUAAUGUUUGUCUGUCUGCUGCAUUGCUGUCUGCUAGAGGAAACAUAUCGCCUCCGCUUAUGGCUCAGCAGGAGGCUGCCAGGUGGAGUAAAAAUGAGAUGGAGCUGAUUAACAGGUGGGCGUUCAUGGGUGAGAAGAUCAUUCAUGGUAACCCUUCAGGGGUGGACAAUGCUGUUGGCACAUGGGGUGGCUUCUUAAGAUAUCAUUCUGGGAAUAUAACUCCAUUAAGCUGGGUCCCCAUUUUGAGGAUCCUUCUCACUAACACCAAAGUACCACGUAGCACCAAAGUGCUUGUUUCUGGAGUGAAGGACAAAAUUAACAAGUUUCCCUCUAUAAUGAAGCCAGUUCUGGAGUCAGUGAGCGCAGUGUCCUGCACCUGUGAACAGACACUCACUGAGAUGGCUGAACACGGACCUUCAGCUGAGCACUACAACAUACUCGAGCAGGAGCUGAUUGAUAUAAACCAGCAUCAUCUGAAUGUGAUGGGUGUGGGUCACUCAUCUCUGGACACACUGUGUAGAGUCACUCUGUCCAAAGGGCUACACAGCAAACUGACCGGGGCAGGAGGAGGAGGAUGUGGAAUCACUCUUUUGCGACCAGAGACUGAUACUUCAGUGAUUCAGAGCACCGUUGAGGAGCUAAAGGCCUGUGGGUUUGACUGCUGGGAGACCAGUAUCGGUGCUCCUGGUGUACAACAACACUCUUCUGCUGCUCUCAGUCCAGAUGUGCUGAAGAUCCUCAACAGCUAUUGACAUACAACAAAACACCCUGUGCUUAAGGCAUUGUUUUUACCAUUACCACAGAUGCUCAUUGCUGCUGUUACUCUGGAUCCAGAUUCACAAAACAGUAUUCAUGAUCAUAAUGUAAUAUUUUAUAAAAAUGUUUAAAAAUUUAUCUGAACUUAGUGUAAUUAAGAAAUAUAUUUUAUUAUUACAAUCAGAGGGCUUAUGCAUUACGGAUGCUAUUCUUCACUUAGCAAACUCAGUAAGGAUUUAUGUGCCACUAGAUGGCAGCACAAUCUAAGGCACAUAUUUAAUACUGUCAGUUUUAGACAGACUGUACCAAGUGCAUAUAAUAGCUGUUUUAAUUAAAUUAAUUAAAAAAUAUAUUUAAUAAAGUCAAUUC
Danio aesculapii is the source of this 1766-nucleotide messenger RNA. RefSeq names its product mevalonate kinase (gene mvk). Gene Ontology annotation, molecular function: ATP binding; mevalonate kinase activity. The record is from RefSeq and is a predicted model, not a curated record. NCBI's taxonomy places the organism in Eukaryota, Metazoa, Chordata, Actinopteri, Cypriniformes, Danionidae. Gene Ontology annotation, biological process: isoprenoid biosynthetic process; cholesterol biosynthetic process. The transcript has 10 exons. Gene Ontology annotation, cellular component: cytoplasm. The coding region runs from base 200 to 1393 and encodes 397 amino acids.